UACCCAACCUCUCUUAAUGCUUCAAGGACAAGCACGUAAAUUUGAGAAGCCAAGGGGCCUAGCUGCAAUAUCUUCACAUUGACCGAACUAAGCCUAAGGAUAUUGUGUUCAUCGAUGCUGCGGCACCCACACCUCUUCUAGUAUUUUCUCUUGUUCCUUCCUUCUCCUCCACCACCAUCAGCAAAACGAAACUCGCACACAUCCUUUUCUUCCUCGCCAUGGCAAGCAUCAGAGCAUCAACCCCCACAAGAGCAUAGCUAGCACCCUAAAAUGAACAUGUCCUAAGCUUGCUGCUGCAUGCAACCACAGCACACAGGGCAGGGCAAGGCAAGCACAAGCUACCUUUUGUGAUGGAGGCAUCCUUGCCAUGACACCUAAGCCACACCAGCCAUGACAGCCACCACCUCCUCUGCUCCUUGUUUGCAUGGCCACGGCCAUGGCAGGGCGACCGCCGCCUACGCGGUGGCGGCGUGCCUUGUGGCGGUGACCUUCUUGAUGGCGGCUGCCUUGCACCCGAGGACACAAGCUUCCUGGUUCCUGUCUUCGUCGUCCUCUCCCUCCGCGUUCCACUCCUUGCAUUCAAAUGGAGGUGGAGGAGGCGGUGAGCACCUCUUGGCCACCACCAGCCCUUACUCUGACGGCAGCGACGGCGGCAGGAACAGCGCUGAUAAGGAAGUGCGUGAGGAGGUGUUGUUUCAGCGGCAAGCUGGUGGCGGGUUGCUGUCCUUGACCAACUCUAGCUCCGUCCAUGGCGCGCCUGAGCUCUCCGGCACGCCGCCGGCUCCGGCUCCAUCAUCGGCUAAGGAAAUAUCAGAUAACUCAAUCCAAGUCACACCACAAGUGCUGAGGAGAAGAGAUGUAAAACUGGAGCGAAUAGAACUAGGCCUCGCGAAAGCACGAUCGGCAAUAAUGGAAGCUAUCCGAAACAAGGACAACCGGCCUUUGUUGAUCGACAAAGAUUACGUGCCGGUUGGUCCAGUGUACAGGAAUGCCUAUGCAUUUCACAGGAGCUACCUGGAAAUGGAGAAGCUGUUCAAGGUCUACGUCUACGAAGAAGGUGAGCCGCCGGUGUUCCACGACGGGCCGUGCCACAGCAUAUACUCCACAGAGGGCAGGUUCAUAUACUCCAUGGAGAUGGAGAGCCGGAUGCGGACCAGAGACCCGGACCUUGCCCAUGUCUUCUUCCUCCCGUUCAGUGUCGUCAAGAUGGUCAAGAUGAUCUACGAGCCGAACUCGCACGACAUGGGUCCACUCCGGCGCACCAUCUCGGACUACAUCGGCGUGCUGUCGGCCAAGUACCCAUACUGGAACCGGAGCCUCGGCGCGGAUCACUUCAUGCUGUCCUGCCAUGACUGGGGGCCGUACGUGUCGUCGGCAGACGGGCACCUGUUCUCCAAUUCCAUCCGCGUGCUGUGCAACGCCAACAAGUCGGAGGGCUUCAACCCUUCCAAGGACGUGUCGCUGCCGGAGAUCAACCUCCGGAGCGACGUCGUGGACCGGCAGGUAGGCGGGCCCUCGGCGUCGCACCGCCCGAUACUGGCCUUCUUCGCCGGCGGCAACCAUGGGCCCGUGCGCCCGCUGCUGCUGGAGCACUGGAAAGGCAAGGACCCCGACGUGCAGGUGAGCGAGUACCUGCCCCGCGGCGUGUCGUACACGGACAUGAUGCGGCGCAGCCGGUUCUGCCUGUGCCCCGGCGGGUACGAGGUGGCGAGCCCGCGGCUGGCGGAGGCCAUCUACCUGGAGUGCGUGCCCGUGGUGGUCGACGACGGCGACUACGCGCUGCCGUUCGGGGACGUGCUCAACUGGGACGCGUUCUCGGUGCGCGUCCGCGUCGCCGACAUCCCGCGGCUGAAGGAGGUCCUGUCGGCCGUGUCGCCGCGGCAGUACAUCCGGAUGCAGCGGCGGGUGCGGACCGUGCGCCGCCACUUCAUGGUGCACGGCGGCGCGCCGCAGCGGUACGACGUGUUCCACAUGAUCCUGCACUCGAUCUGGCUCCGGAGGCUCAACGUCAGGGUCGUGGCGCGGGGCUGAGGGAUUCUUGGAGAAUGCAUGUAUUGUGUGGUCUGAAGCCUGAACUGUGAAGAGUGAGCUAAUUGCGUCUGUGUAGAU
Messenger RNA from Phragmites australis (common reed), 2109 nucleotides. Its product is annotated as probable glycosyltransferase At5g03795. Bases 391 to 2031 code for a protein of 546 amino acids. Lineage: Eukaryota; Viridiplantae; Streptophyta; Magnoliopsida; Poales; Poaceae. The record is from RefSeq and is a predicted model, not a curated record. Gene Ontology annotation, molecular function: glycosyltransferase activity. The transcript is spliced from 4 exons.